Molecule: messenger RNA, 573 nt
Organism: Drosophila obscura
Lineage: Eukaryota; Metazoa; Arthropoda; Insecta; Diptera; Drosophilidae
Exons: 3
Coding region: 71-493 (140 amino acids)
Source: RefSeq, a predicted model, not a curated record
UGUACAUCCCAAAGAGUGUCAAAGUUUUCAUGGGAAUAGAUUUCGAAUUAGAAUUUCUGAGUGAUGUGAGAUGGUGCGUUUGGCAAAGUUUCUGUGUUGCAUACCCCUGCGGGUGGGGGUCAUCCUAACGGGUUGUCUAUUCGGCAUAACGGACAUUAUAAUCGGUAGCUUCGGGUGGUAUAUGGUGGCCAAGAAUGAGUUUCCCGACAACGUGGUCGAGUUCUUCAGGACAAUGGAUACCGCCACAUGUGUGGGCUGCUUCGCGGGUACUUUCUACUUGCUGGCCCUCAAUGAUCUAGUGCUGAUCUAUGGCGCCAUCAGGGAAAAGCAUCGCUUUAUUGGUCCCUGGCUGUUGGUUAACUUUGUGGUUCUCAUCUGUACGAUGGUCACGGCCCUGGUGAGCGGCAUAGCCAUCAUAAGAAUCGCUAUUCUCAGCUAUUGCAUGUUUGUCGUGAACUCCUUCUACAAUGAACUGACGGAAGAGGACGAUUGAUUUGCAUUUGCCUGACUGUCAAUGAAAUUUUCAGUUUACAAAUUGGGAAUAAAAAUAACUGCACAUCUGGCGUUUCGCAA